AUAGAAAUACAUGUUAACCCGUCAGGUUCAGUCACUUAAUUCCAGCCGCCUCACCUUUAACUCUAGCUCUCCUUUUACUCCAACGACGGCGACGGCGACGGCGACAGGCAGCGGCAGCGGCAGCCGGCGGCCAAAUUUCCGUCCCUUCAACCUCUCCGGCUUCCUUCCGCCGGAAUCCUUACCGGAGGCAGCUUGUAUGAAUUGAGCAAAACUGGUCAAAUACCCCUUUAAAAUUCUGAACUAAAACCCUCCCUUAACCCAUUCCGAUCAUCCUUCCCCGCCCAAUGCUACGCUUCUACCACUCCCCCACUCUCUCCCGAGUCCUCCGGCGGUUCUCCUCCGCCGCCACCGCCCCCGUCCUUGAUUCCUAUUCCGAACCUCCACUUUCGUACUUGGAGGGUUUCCCAAAGCCAGAUCCCAAAUACGCCGAGACAAUCCUCGCCAUUCCUCGCUCCAUCUCCGGCAAGAACAUUUCUGCUAAAGAGCGCAAGGUUGGCCGUACUCCAAGUAUCGUAUUCGAGCAAGAGGACGGCCAGCAUGGCGGUAAUAAGCGUCUCAUAUCUGUACGAACUAAUCAGAUUAGGAAGCUUGUUAAUCAUCUCGGUCGCUCCUUCUUCCUCUCCAGGCUUUUCGAUCUUGAGGUUCGGUCCGAGUUCGAGUCCGGGGAUAUUGUCGAGAAGGUUCGGGUUUUACCUCGGAAGAUUCAUCUUCAUUCGGGAACAGAUGCACCACUUAACGUUACUUUCAUAAGGGCACCUUCACAUGCUUUAUUAAAAGUUGAUGUACCACUUGUGUUCAGAGGGGAAGAUGUAUGUCCUGGAUUGCGGAAAGGAUCUUAUUUGAAUACAAUUAAGAGGACUGUUAAAUACCUUUGCCCUGCCGAUAUUGUUCCUCCAUACAUCGAUGUCGAUCUGAGUGAGUUGGAUGUUGGCCAAAAGUUGGUUAUGGGUGACCUCAAAGUUCAUCCUGCGUUAAAGCUUCUUCAGUCAAAGGACGAGCCUGUUUGUAAGAUUGCGGGAGCCAGAGCAUCUGAUCAACAAAAGAAAUCGAAAUAGGUCCACUGAAAUACCAAUCUCUUAGUGGACUCGGCAUGAAAGCAUCUUUCGUUAAGGACGGCGAGCCUGUUUGUAAGAUUAUGGGAGCCUGGAUUUUCUGACCAGCCAAAGAAAUCUAAAUAAAACCCUCCAGAUUUUGAUAGCCUUUAAUUUACAAUUUUUCUCCCAAUAUUUUAGCAGUUGCUUGGAAAGCACAUUGUUUUUUGAUGGUUCAUUAGCCUUUAUUUGAUCUCUCUCUGUUCAUGGAAUGCUUGAACUCUGCUGAGUACCAAAAUAUUCUCUCAUUUUUUAAAGGGAGUGUUCAGUUUAUAAUUGGAAGAAGCAUAUGUGAGCA
Messenger RNA from Benincasa hispida (wax gourd), 1389 nucleotides. Its product is annotated as Ribosomal protein L25/Gln-tRNA synthetase, anti-codon-binding domain-containing protein. Gene Ontology annotation, biological process: translation. Gene Ontology annotation, molecular function: structural constituent of ribosome; 5S rRNA binding. Gene Ontology annotation, cellular component: ribosome; cytosolic large ribosomal subunit. The record is from RefSeq and is a predicted model, not a curated record. Lineage: Eukaryota; Viridiplantae; Streptophyta; Magnoliopsida; Cucurbitales; Cucurbitaceae.